UCCACUGCCCCCAUAAAACUUGUGCGCCGCCAGCCAGGCGAAGCUAAGCCACCUUGGGUGUCACAACUCUCUCUCACACACACACUAGCCAGGACAUCAUGAUGAGAGUCCCCAGCCUUGCACUGGCGAUCCUUGUCCUCGUCGCCCUCUCGGCCGCCACCGGUCGUCCGGCGGUCCUCGCGGCCAGGACCGCGGGCGUCCUUCUCGCCCCAACAAGCAGCCGCGGUGUCGACCAACCGCGGAGGCUCGUCGAGGCUGGCGGCAAUGGCGCCCCCGCCGCCAGCCUGGACGCCCCCGGGAAGCCCGUGGCGGCGGCCGGCUCUUCUCCGCCUCCGACGGUGUUCGACGCGGACCGGAUGAGCAAGCGGCGAGUCCGGAGAGGCUCCGAUCCCAUACACAACAAAUGCUGAGGAUUGGGCGGACCAAAUGAUGGCCAGACUUGAAGGGCCAGCCAAAUCUCUCUGUUUCCUCUUGCCCCUCGUUUUCUUCUUCUUCUUUCUUUGGCGCUUUUUUUCCCUCUCUUGAGGUUUGAGUCGUUCCAUUCCUUCUGGGGUUCAACCGGUUUUGUCAUAGAAAUACAUGUACAUAGAUGCCGAUGAAAGGAUGGGCGCAUGUGUACCUACUUAUUACUUGAG
Triticum dicoccoides is the source of this 635-nucleotide messenger RNA. It is a transcript of the gene CLE45, whose product is annotated as CLAVATA3/ESR-RELATED 45. Bases 99 to 410 code for a protein of 103 amino acids. The record is from RefSeq and is a predicted model, not a curated record. Lineage: Eukaryota; Viridiplantae; Streptophyta; Magnoliopsida; Poales; Poaceae. The transcript has a single exon.